AUGAAUUCUGCUGGUUUUAAACGGGGUCCAAAUAAAGUAUUAGACGAAGUCGGAGUUAGAUGUCAAAAAAUCUUUUAUCAUUUUUUAAACGAGUUUCGAGAAGAUAAUGUAGUAAAAUACUUAGCUCCUGCAACAGAAAUUCAAAGAAACAUUGAAAGAACAACAUUAGAAGUUAGCUACGAAGAUGUUGAAAAAUUUAACAUGAAUUUAUCGAUAACAAUUAUUGAAGAAUAUUACAGGCUUUAUCCAUAUUUGUGCAAAGCUGUUUCAAAUUUUGUUAGCAACAUUGAUGGGGCUGCAAAAGGAAAAGAUUGUUAUAUUGCAUUCACAGAUGUGCCUACCAAACAUAAAGUAAGAGAACUGACAAUGGAAAAACUUGGAACAUUGGUUAGAAUUACUGGACAAAUCGUUCGAACACAUCCGGUUCAUCCUGAAUUAACUAUCGGUUCAUUUUUAUGCUGUGAUUGUCAAACAGACAUUAAAAAUGUUGAGCAGCAAUUUAAAUACACACAACCAUCAAUAUGUAGAAAUCCUGUAUGUAACAAUAGAAAAAGAUUUACAUUAGAAGUUGAUAAAUCAGAUUUUGCUGAUUUUCAAAAGGUUAUUGUUCAGGAGACUCAAUCUGAGCUUCCGAGAGGUUGUAUUCCACGAUCGUUAGAAGUUAUUUUAAGAGAAGAAGCAGUGGAAACUGUUCAGGCUGGUGGAAGAUAUGAUUUCACUGGAACUAUGAUAGUUGUGCCGGAUAUCAGUGCAUUGCAAUGUCCUGGUGCCAAAGCUGAAAUUGGUGGUAGGCAUAAACAAGGUGAUUAUGCUGUCGAAGGAGUUAGAGGACUUAAAGCUUUAGGAGUGAGAGAUUUGAAUUAUCGAAUUGCAUUUUUAGCCUGCAGUGUAACAUCAAGUGAAUCAAAAUUGGGGAGUGAUGAAAUAGCUGGAGAAGGAGAACCCAAUGGAGAGUUAAUCAAAAAAUAUAUGAACGAUUCUGAAUGGAGUAAAAUUUAUAAUAUGUCCAAAGAUAAAAAUUUGUAUAAAAAUCUAAUUGAUUCCCUUUUUCCCUCUAUACACGGCAAUGAUGAAAUUAAAAAAGGAAUUCUACUCAUGAUGCUUGGUGGUGUAAAAAAAUAUACAUCUGAAAAAACAAAACUUAGAGGAGACAUAAAUUGUUUAAUUGUUGGGGAUCCCAGCACCGCGAAAUCUCAAUUUUUAAAACAGGUUGCUGACAUAUGUCCCAGAGCGGUAUAUACUAGCGGAAAAGCAAGUUCUGCUGCCGGUUUAACUGCAGCCGUCGUAAGAGAUCAAGAAUCUUCGGAUUUCGUCAUCGAAGCAGGUGCCCUCAUGCUAGCUGAUAAUGGAAUUUGUUGUAUUGAUGAAUUUGAUAAAAUGGAUCCCAAAGACCAAGUUGCCAUACACGAAGCAAUGGAACAACAGACUAUAUCUAUCACAAAAGCUGGUGUCAGAGCUACGCUAAAUGCCAGAACUUCAAUAUUAGCGGCUGCAAAUCCAAUAGGUGGACGUUACGACAGAUCAAAAUCAUUGCAAAAAAAUAUUGCUUUGUCUGCUCCAAUUUUAUCAAGAUUCGAUUUAUUCUUUAUACUAGUUGACGAAUGUAACGAGGUUGUCGAUUACGCCAUUGCGAAAAAAAUUGUUAAUUUACAUAGUAACGAAGAUGAGGAGGCCGCAAAAGCCUACACUCAAGCCGAAACGAUGCGUUUUAUAAAUUUUGCCAAACUUUUCCAACCGUCUUUAACAGAAAGCGCUGUUGCCUUGUUAGUUAAAUGUUACACGAAUUUAAGGCAAAAGGAUAAUUACGCCUCUGGAAAAACGAGUUUUAGAGUGACCGUUCGACAAUUGGAGUCAAUGAUUCGACUUGCGGAAGCCAUGGCUAAAAUGGAAUGUUCUGACGAAGUCACCGAAAAGCACGUACAAGAAGCUUAUAGAUUGCUCAACAAGAGUAUUAUUCGAGUAGAACAACCAGAUAUAAUUUUGGACGAUGAUCAAGAACAAGAGGAAAAUGACAUUGGUGAAAAUGAAAACGAACCAAUGGAAACAUCUAAUUCUGGAGAAAAUGGAACCGAUCCUCCUGUUCGACAAGUCAAAGUCACCUACGAAGAAUAUCAUAGCAUUUACUACAUGAUAACUCAUCACAUUCGAAAACUAGAAGAAGAAAGUGAAACAAAAGAAGAAGAGUACAAAGGGAUGCGUAAAUCAGAAGUCGUUUCUUGGUAUUUGGAACAAAUUCAAGAUUGUAUCGAAACCGAAGAAGAAUUGAUUGAAAAAAAAGAAAAAGUUGAAAAGGUCAUAGAUCGUCUCAUGUACAAGGAUUUUAUUUUGCUACCGCUUCACGAUACCGAAGAAGCAGAAGACGAUGAUGGCGAUCCCAUUUUGGUCGUUCAUCCCAAUUUCGUACCUCAAGCAUAA
Messenger RNA from Pediculus humanus corporis (human body louse), 2415 nucleotides. RefSeq names its product DNA replication licensing factor Mcm6, putative. Gene Ontology annotation, biological process: mitotic DNA replication; DNA replication initiation; double-strand break repair via break-induced replication. Gene Ontology annotation, cellular component: MCM complex; nucleus. Gene Ontology annotation, molecular function: single-stranded 3'-5' DNA helicase activity; single-stranded DNA binding; ATP binding. The record is from RefSeq and is a predicted model, not a curated record. The coding region runs from base 1 to 2415 and encodes 804 amino acids. NCBI's taxonomy places the organism in Eukaryota, Metazoa, Arthropoda, Insecta, Psocodea, Pediculidae. The transcript has 13 exons.